AGCUACAGAGGUCAAAGAGGAACACCACAGUCUUCACGUCUCUUCACAAUACAAAAGAUAUCGAAGAACUUGAAGAAUCAUCCAGAUAUGGAAAUGAUGAUCAUGAUUCUUCUCUUAUCCUCAAUAAUCUUCAUCACCAUUCUCUUCCUGACGAAAGGGAGAAAAAGCAACACACCACCAUCUCCACCGACAUUUCCGUUGAUCGGAAACCUCCAUCAGCUCGGCCAUCAUCCUCAUCGAUCACUAUGCUUCCUCAGCAACCGUUAUGGUCCUCUCAUGCUCCUUCACUUCGGCAGUGUCCCCGUUCUUGUAGUCUCUUCCAUGGAGGCGGCUCGAGACGUCUUGAAGACGCACGACCGCACUUUUGCAAGCCGUCCACGGUCUAAAAUCUUCCAAAAGCUUCUUUACGAUGGGCAAGAUGUGGCCGCAGCUCCUUACGGAGAGUACUGGAGACAAAUGAAAAGUGUGUGUGUCAUCCAUCUCCUAAGCAACAAAAUGGUACGGUCCUUUCGAGACGUGAGAGAAGAAGAGAUCAGCCUGAUGAUGGAAAAGAUCCGGAAAUCAUCAUCGAGCUCUUUACCCGUGAAUCUAAGCGAUCACUUGGCAAAUUUAUCUAAUGAUGUGAUAUGUAGAGUUGCUUUGGGAAGGAAAUACUGGCGUGAAACGGAUUUUAAAGAGUUGAUGGAGAGGUUCACAAGGCUAUUGGGUGUCUUUAGUGUUGGGACUUUUGUCCCAUGGCUUGCAUGGAUCGAUCGGAUACGCGGCUUGGAUGGUCAGCUACAAAAGAUGAAAAAUGAUCUUGAUGACUUCUUUGAGAGAGUCGUACAAGAUCAUGUCGAUGGUGACCGUGACCAAGAUAGGAAUGAUUUUGUGGAUGUAUUGCUCACACUUCAGAGAGAUAAAAGCAUUGGGUUUGAAAUUGACAGAGUCAGUAUUAAGGCAAUCGUCUUGGAUGUGUUUGUAGGCGGUGCGGACACAACGUACACACUCAUGGAAUGGACAAUGACAGAGCUUCUACGUCACCCCGAAUGUCUUAAUAGACUUCAAGAAGAAGUCCGUACGAUUUGUAAGGGAAAAUUGAGCGUCUCAGAAGAAGACAUUCAAGACAUGAACUACUUGAAAGCUGUGAUUAAAGAGACACUAAGGCUACAUCCUCCACUUCCAUUGAUGGUUCCUCAUGAGUCAAUACAUGAUGUCAGAUUAAGAAAUUACUACAUACCUGCCGGCACACAGGUAAUGAUCAAUGCAUGGGCGAUCGGGAGAGAGGUUGUGACCUGGGGACCAGACGCAGAGGAGUUUAGACCGGAGAGGCAUUUAGAUUCUUCUAUUGAUUUCCGAGGCCAACAUUAUGAGCUGAUUCCAUUUGGAGCAGGGAGAAGGAUUUGCCCAGCAAUAUCAUUUGCUUUUGUUUUGAAUGAAGUGGUUUUAGCUAACUUAGUGCAUCAGUUUGAUUGGAGAUUCCCGGUUGAAUCUACAAAAGAUCAGACCGGUGUGGCUGAAUCAACGGGUAUUGCGAUUCACCGCAUGUUCCCUCUUUACGCCAUUGCAUCAUCUACGACUUGACUUGAGCAGCAUAUAUAAAUGCUUUAUUAAUAAUGUUGUGUACCACGAACAUGUUUGUACUCAUUUGAAACUGUGACUAGCAGAAAGAGUCUUUGAUAUUAUUACAUUCUUG
Messenger RNA from Eruca vesicaria subsp. sativa (arugula), 1675 nucleotides. The record is from the annotation of a GenBank genome assembly. Lineage: Eukaryota; Viridiplantae; Streptophyta; Magnoliopsida; Brassicales; Brassicaceae.